AUGCUCCGUAACUUUACGCUGGACGAUGCAAGCCCUUUGAUUCGUUACGAUGCCACCUGGGACGAUGGGUUUAACUCUAGCUUCGAUGACCAGUUUGCAAAGUACCAGGGACAGUCGUUUCAAUGCACGAAUAUUGAUGGUGCAACGGCAAACUUGACAUUUCGUGGCACGGCGAUAUACGUCUACGGCGCCAAGCGGUCCAACCAUGGCUACUACCGCGUCGCCAUAAAUGGCGAAGAGAACCCUGCCGUGUCGGGGCGCCCUCCAUCCGGCCAGCCCAACCAAUUUCAAACUCUGUUGUUCAGCAAAGAAGGAUUACCGGACGGGGAAAAUACUAUGGAGUUGACAAAUAUUCGGGAGGGAGAUGGGUUAGAUUAUGUGGAUAUUGAUUAUAUAGUGAUUACGAGAGAAGUUGAUGAGUCUAACGAUUCUCGGCGGACACUAGUUUCGCACGACCAGUUCACAUACACUUCCCUAUGGACUACACAACUCAACCUGCAAGGAUAUCGCAACUCAUCGGCACAUACAACAAAUACCCCGGGUGAGAAAGCGACCCUCCAGUUCAGUGGCCCUGAGAUACUCGUAUAUGGCGGUGUUGGUCGGGCGUUUGGGACGUUUCAAGUAGAAAUUGAUGGCCAGGACUGGGGUGUACUGAAUGCGACUAGGGCUGCUGCUGGACAUCCGCCUGUAACACUGUUUGCGACUAGUAGUCUCGGUAACGGAGAUCAUACGCUGUCGCUCACGAAUCUUGAGGGUGGAAAAUCUUUGACGAUAGGCUAUGCAGAAUAUACCCCUGGCAAGUCCGGAUCUGGUUCCAAUGGCGGCCUUAUAGGUGGUGUGGUGGGAGGGGUACUGGGUGCGCUUGUCGUGCUAAUAAUUCUGGGCUGGUACUUCAUCCGAAGACGAAGACGUGCUCGGCAUGCGCCAUCGGAGGAUCAACUUCCACCCAUGUCCUCAGUGACAUCGACACACCCGCAUUGGGAUAACGAAGUACAAAUCACACCAUACAUGGAGAACUCCGGCCAACCACCUGUCGGAUAUACUGAAGGCGGCACAAUAUAUCCCAGCACGCAUACACCCAGCAUAUCAACCGCGACAAGGAAAGGCGAAGUGUUGGCUACACCCUUGCCUGUGCUUCGAUCCGGUGAAUCAAGCUAUGCGUUGAGCUCACAAUUCGGGGCAUCUGUGCCCAUGAGCCCUGGUGACCGAACUUCAAUACAUGAGACUGACGCAGGGACCUUGCCUCCUAUGUACGAUCAGGUAUUCUUGACACGGCCGCCACCACUGCAACCAACCACCUCCAGUGCCUCAACAUAA
Molecule: messenger RNA, 1317 nt
Organism: Rhizoctonia solani
Lineage: Eukaryota; Fungi; Basidiomycota; Agaricomycetes; Cantharellales; Ceratobasidiaceae
Exons: 9
Coding region: 1-1317 (438 amino acids)
Source: RefSeq, a predicted model, not a curated record